AUGGCAGAACUCUCCAAAGAAGUAGUCAUCCUUAUUGUCAUCGUCGGCUGCGUGGUUUGCGUCCUGAUCGGCUACUCUAUCCAUUAUAUCUUCACGAACGGCUUCCAAGAUGACCCGACGGAAAAGGAAAUGACAUACGAGCAGAAGGAGUAUAUGCGGGACUUGCGGUUGAAGAAUAUGGAGGUGCUGGCUAGGCAGGCUGGAGUGAAGGUCCCGAGGGAUCCUUGA
Aspergillus fischeri NRRL 181 is the source of this 228-nucleotide messenger RNA. RefSeq lists its product as uncharacterized. Bases 1 to 228 code for a protein of 75 amino acids. The record is from RefSeq and is a predicted model, not a curated record. NCBI's taxonomy places the organism in Eukaryota, Fungi, Ascomycota, Eurotiomycetes, Eurotiales, Aspergillaceae. The transcript has a single exon.